Molecule: messenger RNA, 2071 nt
Organism: Populus nigra (black poplar)
Lineage: Eukaryota; Viridiplantae; Streptophyta; Magnoliopsida; Malpighiales; Salicaceae
Exons: 6
Coding region: 926-1786 (286 amino acids)
Biological process (GO): regulation of translational fidelity
Cellular component (GO): cytoplasm
Molecular function (GO): tRNA binding; nucleotidyltransferase activity; double-stranded RNA binding
Source: RefSeq, a predicted model, not a curated record
CGAAGGAAUGCAAGUUGAAGGUUCCCUACUGAAUUCAUCUGGAGAAAGAACAUACAGAGUACAACACCAUAUAACAUUUUUGGCUUACCAAAAAUUGUAUUCUAAGGAAGUUGAGGGAGGAGAGGACAUGGAGUUGAGACCAACGUAAAAUAGCAGAGCUAACACUACUGUCAAGUAAGUACUCCAUGGCAUAGGUUGGCACAACCAAUCCCCCCAGUAAAAAGCAGAAUCCAACUUACAACUAGGCUUACUCAUCUUCUGAUUUUCUCAAUGCAAAAGAGGAGCAGCUAAAGCAAUGCCAUAGGGCCACUGGUUGCAAUUAAAAAUGAGGCCGAAAAUGUUGAAUCCAAGAAAAUGAAAGUAGCAGCAACGGCUGUAAUGGAGGCUACAAUACCAUAAAGUUCAGAGGAUCUGGGGCUAUGAUCUCCAGACACACCAAACCCAGAAGCGGGUUUGUCAUCAGGAUCAAGAAAGGAUACAGUUGCCUUGCCUUCCUCCUCUUUGAAAAACUAAAGCACCUCAUCUCCUCUCCCAUGGAAACUCACUGAAACCAGAUCUUCCUUGUCUUGCAUUUUAAAAGGAUCCACAGACCAGCAAUGCUAGUCGAUCUUUAGGAACAAUGGGCUCAUAUUGUUUCCUGGGCUUUCUAAACUGGUGGGAAAAGAAAACCCGACCCAACCUGCGCCGUAUACUUCGGGAGAGAAAGACAGAGUCUUGAAGGGGUUUUGACUUUUGACUUUUGAGUAAUAGGGUUUAGUCUUGGGAAGUUGGAGGGAGGGAUCGAGUUGAUCUUGCAUCUCAAGCCCUUAUCGUUCCAGUCGGUGGUCUAAAGGCAGAGUAGACAACUAUGUGUAUUGGCUUUAGGAAAGCUAGUGAGUGUUAAGAGAAGGGAACUUGCAGACUUUAUUUGAAAAAGUGGAUUGGCAUGAACAUUCCUGAAAGAAUUGCAGUCAGAUUGCCACAGCUGGUCUUCCCCUCCUCCGAGGUGCUCUAUAAUCACAAUCGUGUCCCAAAGUUGGGGUUUGUGCCAUUUUUAACACAUAAAAGGCAUUUAGGGCUGGGGCUGGGGCUGGGGUUUUCAAAGAAAAUGAGUUCGAGCAUGGAGAAUUGUCAUGUUGAUGUUCAAAAUAAGUUGGAGGUGGUUCGGCCUGCCACGGAAGUUUAUGCGCAAGAAGCAAUUGAAGCUCUCAAAGCUGGGAAGGUGAUUGCAGUACCCACAGAUACACUGUAUGGAUUUGCUUGUGAUGCUUGUUCUUUGGAAGCAGUCAAUAGAAUUUAUGAAAUGAAAGGACGUAAGCAUACAAGUCCUCUUGCAAUCUGUGUUGGGGAUGUGUCACAAAUACAACACUUUGCGGUCACUGAAUAUCUGCCUCAUGGCUUACUUGAUUCUCUACUUCCAGGGCCUGUGACUGUUAUAUUGAGGCGAGGGGAGUCGAGCGCACUUGAGAAAUCCUUGAACCCAGGAUUGGAUAGUGUGGGAGUCCGUGUACCAGAUUGUAACUUCAUCAGGGUAGUUGCUCGUGGUUUGGGAAAAGCAGUUGCCCUUACAAGUGCAAACCUUAGUGGGCAGCCCAGUAGCCUUUGCAUCAAGGAUUUUGAGAACCUCUGGAACCGUUGUGCAUAUGUUUAUGACGGUGGUGUUCUUCCAUCCAAUCGUGCAGGAUCAACAAUUGUGGACCUCACCAGGCCAGGAAAGUACAAGAUUCUUAGACCUGGAAGCGCUAAGGAAGAGACUCUGGCAAUCCUUGAAAAACAUUCUCUGGUCGAGGAAGCUCCGGCGACUUGAAGAAAACAUUUGAGACUAACUAUUGUGUUGUGGAGUAUCAUCAUUGAGAGAUUCUUUUAAAAAAUAUCUUUAGGAUUUGGGGGUGGGGGAUCCUGGGUUUUGAACCUGGUUCUCUCACUCUCACAGAAAAUGAUCAUAUGAUCAAGUCAAUGUAUGGCAUGAACUAGUAACACUAGCUUAGAGUUGUUGUUAGUCAAAUAUAAACAGAGAAACAUUGUUGACUGGUUUUUGGUUCCUUUUGAUGCCUAAAAACAACACCCCUGACGUGUUUUUAGCCUUUUCUAA